Messenger RNA from Lingula anatina, 1132 nucleotides. RefSeq lists its product as uncharacterized. Gene Ontology annotation, molecular function: hydrolase activity, hydrolyzing O-glycosyl compounds; polysaccharide binding. Gene Ontology annotation, biological process: carbohydrate metabolic process. The record is from RefSeq and is a predicted model, not a curated record. NCBI's taxonomy places the organism in Eukaryota, Metazoa, Brachiopoda, Lingulata, Lingulida, Lingulidae.
GGCAGCCAUGUUGCUCGAACUUUUACUGAUGUCACUCGGCGUUGCUGUGGUGACCGGUGACGUCAGAGUGGUCAACUCGUGGAAUGACGGUUUUGAGGGGUACAUCACUGCUCCGGUCGGCAAGGACCACGCCAACUGGACACUGACCCUCAUAUUUGACAAGCCGUUGUGGCAACUGGAGAUUUGGGAAGCCGACAUUGUGGGCACUGAACUCAACAACCGAGUAUGGCACAUAAAAAACAAAGACUACAACGGCGCGAAGAAACAGGGGGAGAGCGUAACCAUGAAUUUCGUCGCUAGGGGUCCCGCUAAGUGGGCCUCUGUGUCUUCACUCUCUGGGAACCCUGAAGUUAAAGUGAUGGGAGCGUGGGAUGGAGGCUUCGAGGGGUACAUCAUUGUACCGGUCAGCAAGAGCCACACCAGCUGGACGCUGGGCCUAAUAUUUGAUCAACAACUGCGGAAUCUGGAGAUAUGGGAUGCAGAUGUCGUCCGCAGUGAAAUGAACAAACGAGUAUGGUACAUCAAAAACAAAGAUCACAACGGCGUAAAGCAACCCGGAGAGAGAAUAACGAUGAAUUUUGUCGCAAGAGGCAAUGCUAAAAGCGCGGCUGUGACGUCCAUCAGCGACGAUCCCAAUGCCUUUGUUCUGGCGUCGUGGCAUAACGGGUUUGAGGGGUAUAUAAAUGCCCCAGUCACAAAGAAUCACAAGGAAUGGACGCUGGCUUUGACAUUCGACAAACCUAUUGAUCGACUUGAGAUAUGGGACGCUGACGUCGUCCGUAGCGAACAGAACGGAAAGGUAUGGUACAUCAAAAACAAAGCUCACAACGGCGUGAAGCAACCCGGGGACCAUAUCAAGAUGAACUUCCUGGCGUGGGGCGGUGCCAAAAGUGCCACUGUCACUGGACCAACUGGGGCAACUACCUCGUUAAAUACAGCUUCUGUUUACGAUUAUGAUGAGGUCCUCCGAAAGUCCAUCUUGUUUUACGAGUCCCAGAGGUCAGGCAAACUGCCCAGCACCAACAGGAUAUCCUGGAGGGGGAACAGCGCGCUGGGAGACAGGGGGAAAAACAGGGAGGAUCUUACCGGAGGCUGGUAUGACGAUAUGGGAUGCAGAUGUCGUCCGCAGUGA